GAACAAACACCCGAAUUUAUCCAAUUCUGACAGAGAAAUGUCAUCUUAGCGGAUUGUGGUUGUGACGUUCUGAGUUACAGACUUUUUUUUUACCGACGGAAAAAGAGUUUCUGAACCCAACGGCUUCACGGAACGGACCUAAAUAACUGUAGUUACACCGUUCCGCCGCUAUGUCAAAUCACCAUAACCGCCCGGCGCUGUUCCCGGGAAAUGGAGAAGAAGAAGAAGAAGAAGAAGAAGCGGAAACGGAAAUUAGGUCAUUUUGUUUUGAAAAGAGGGAAAUUUAAAACUCGACCGAUAAUCAGACGUAAACAAACAACCGGAAUAAACCCUCAAAAAAUGCCCUCAAUCUGACACGUUUCAUCCCCGAAUGUAAAGGUUGCUUCACACCAGCAUGAAGAAGAAGUCGAGGGCGUCGCAGGCGGCAGGCGGCUGCAGCAGCCAGGACUGCUGUGCUCUGUGCAGGCUUGGGGACGAUGACCCGGCCAUGUUCGGGGAAAAAGUCACACUGGUAGAGCACAGACUCUCUGUUCACUACUUCUGUUUGCUGACGUCCUGUGGCGUUUACCAGCGAGGAGAGGAGGACGAGGGCGUCUUCGGUUUCCUGGUGGAAGACAUCAAACAGGAGCGCUGCCGCUCGGGUCACCUGACCUGUGGUUUCUGUAAGAAGAAAGGAGCAUGUGUCGGCUGUAAUGUCAGAAGCUGCAGGAAAAUGGUCCACUUUCCCUGCGGGAGGAAAUCCAAGUUUAUCUCUCAGUUUACUGGACAAUUCCCGUCCUACUGUCCGGACCACAGUCCCACUCAGUCUCUGUGUGUGAGUUUAGACCUCAGUCUGCCUCAGUCCUGCUCCAUCUGCCUGGACUCCAUCGACCCCGUCCUGAGCUACUCCGUCCUCAAGUGUCCGUCCUGCCACACCAGCUGGUUCCAUCGGGACUGUGUGCAGCGCCAGGCCCACAGCGCCGGCCUCUUCUUCUUCAGAUGUACUCUGUGUAACAACAAGGAGAGCUUCCAGGAGGAGAUGCUGAGGAUGGGAAUCUACAUCCCAGAGAGAGAUGCCUCCUGGGAGCUGGAGGUGGAUGCGUAUUCAGAGCUGCUGGAGGUUUACAAGCGCUGUGACGCCGACGCCUGCAUCUGCAGCGACGGACGGACGCACUCCGCCAAGACUGGUUGGUUCGAGGUGAUUCGCUGCCGGCUGUGUGGCUCCAGAGGGACUCACAGGAAGUGCUCCAAGCUGAGGUUGGAGUGCAGAAACUGGGUCUGCAGUGACUGCAAGCAGGCGACCGACGGGAGAGCCUCCCUGGUUGCUUCUCCUCAAGGAGGUCAGAGGAGGAGUCUGCUGUCCAAGCGCCUCCCGUCCCCCAUCCACUCCUCCAUCCACUCCUCCAUCAGCUGUAAGAGACCGUCUCCACCUGUUGGGUGUGGCUCACCUGAGGAGAUCCUGCGGGCGCUGGGGCCUCAGCUCCGCCCCCUCGGUGUGCAGGUGGAGGUGGUCGGGGGCGGGGCUCUGUCUGCAGGCGUGCAGCUGGUGAGGAGGGCUGACUUCGACCCCACACACACUCUGAGUGUCAGGUUCAAAGACGACCAGCAGACCGCAUUUCCCAGCAGCCUCGGGGACAGCGACACAGCCAGCCAGUACUUCCUGCAGCUGCUGGUGCAGCAGAUCCAGGACUCUGUGGUGUUUGAGGGUCCAGACGGAUCCAAAAACCUGGCGCUGGACUCCCAGGCUCUGCGUGACGACCUGUACUAUGACGUGGGCUGCCUGCUGGCUCUGUCUCUGGUUCACGGCGGCCCUCCUGUGGGCUUCUUCUCCCGCGGCCUGUACCAGUGUCUGUUCAACUACCCGCCCAACCGCCCGCUGGCCGCCUCCCACAUGACCCCCGGCACGCUCUGCAGCCGCCGCGUCAGCAGGAUGGCGGAGGCGGAGUCUCUGGAGGAGCUCAGAGAAGCUGCUGCAGCCAGCUGGGAGUACCUGGAGCUGGCUGGCUGCAACCGACCAAUCAGCAGCCUGGAGCAGAGGGAGGCUCUGGUGGAGGAUCUGGUCAGCUUCACCAUGAUCACCAGGAUGCAGCUGCCACUGCAGAGGUUUCGUGAGGGCCUGCAGACUCUGGGUGUCUUUGAUCAGGUGCAGCUCUUCCCGGCGGCGUUCUUCGGCGUGUUCUGCGAGGCGGGCGACCUCACGGCUCAGACCGUCGCUCAGAUCUUCACCGUGGACUUCUCUGAGCCGGAGGAGCGGCGCAGCAGAGAGACGCCCGUCUCCGGCUUCUGGAGGCACUUCCUGUCUGACUGUGAAGCUGGGAGGAGCUCCAUCACCCUGCAGGACCUCCUUCGCUUCGCCACAGGAGAAGAGGAGCUCCCAGCAGAUGGCCUCCUCCCUUCUCCCUCCAUCUCCUUCCUCCACCCGACAGAGGCGGAGAGGAGCGAGGCGAGGAGUGAGGAGGAGCAGGAGGAGGAGCAGGAGGAGGGGGUGCUGAGGGACGAGGGCCUGUUCCCUCAGAGGGAGCCUGGCUCCAGGCGCCUCCUGCUGCCCGUCUCCUCCUCGUACCCGGCCUUCAAGAGCUCCAUGGAGCAGGCGGUCAGCCACCACGUGCACCUCCUCCUCCCCACUCACAGCUAGAGGAGCAGGAGAGGAGCAGGAGAGGAGCAGGAGGAGAGCAGGAGAGGAGCAGGAGAGGAGCAGGAGGAGAACAGAGGACGUCAUGACCAGUAUUUCAUGAGGCAUCUGUUCAUUUUGAGCUCAAAUAUUUUAUCGUCCGGCCAAAGCAAACUACAAAACUUUCCUUUUGAAGGUUGAAAAACAAGAUCUGACUUUUGCAUUGUUGCAGCUUUUUUCCUCUUUCACCACGUUUUGUAAAUUCAUAAAUAUCGUCGAUGAUUUUAUAACCUUGUCUGCUUUUACCUGCUUUUUUUAUUGUACAUUGUUUUGUUUUUUACUUUUUAUUGAAACUUGUGUUCAUGUGGAUGUUUUUUUUAUAUAUUUUCUUUUUUUCUGGAAGCAAUAUUACAGUUAUUUCUUAUUUGAGAGGAGGAGCUGCACACAUAAAAUAAUAUGAAUCCUUUUAAUGGAGAACCAGGGUUUCCCAUUAAUGACCCUCAGAUCCAAACACACUGCUGCAUUAUACCGUUCAGUAGCCGCGAGCUAACAUUAGCUUUUAAAGUGGCUUCAGUCACACUAAACUGUGAGUAACUGCUUUGAAAAACUUCCUGUCGAUAAGUGUAUGUAGCUUUCAAAAUAAGAGCACAGUGUGUUAACAGAAUUUACAAGAAAACUGUCAAAAUAAGAUGCCUUAAAUAAAAUAUACAAGAACACUUAUUCUCCUUUAAAAUGAUUCUUAAAAUAUGCAAUCAUUAAGAUUAGUGUAUAUAAUGGAAUAGUGGCAUUACAAUGUGUGAGAGGCACCACAUUUGGGCUUUUAUGGGGGGGGGCAUGCCCCCAGACCCCCCUAGCCAGCUAUUAAGCAACAAUUAAAAAUGACACAGUAGGAUAACAGAGAUUCUAUAAUACAGUAUCACCUAAAUAUGAAAAAUGUUAUGUGAGGUGUUUGCUCUCAUUUUGCUCUCAAGGUGCACAAGAUUGAUGCAUUUCACAUUGUGGGAAACACUGACGAACACUCAUGAACCCAUAAUUUUCUGAUUACCAGAUUAUUCAAGUGCUAAUGUAAACAGCACGAACUGAUUACAGGAUGAAAAGUUGUUAUCAAAUGAGAAAUUCGAUAAACACAGCUGGCUUUUUUCCCAAUAUUUUGUUACCUUCUGUACAGCAUUAAUCUGGUUUCUAUCGUUCUUUUACAUCUGAAAAUGUAUAAAAACAGACAAAAACGCGAUCGGAUGCAGUUCUGUGGUUCAGGCAACGUGGCGAGAACUAAUUUUUGGAUGGAUAGAUAUACAGUCUUUGAAAAAAUGAUUAGACCACCAUGUUUUCUUCAAUUACUUGUUCAUUUUAAUGCCUGCUACAACUAAGGGUACAUUCAUUUGUUUAUUUAAGAGCUGAUAUCUAGACAUUUUCCAUGGUUUUAUUGAUAAUCAAAAUCAUUCUGAAGAAAACCAUGGAAAAUGUCUAGAUAUCAGCUCUUAAAUUAAACUCUUCUCAGCUGUUUUUGAUUUUAUCAUUAUAUUUGUCCAAACAAAUGUAACUUUAGUUGUUUCAGGCAUUAAAAUGAACAAGAAAGCAAGGAGAAAACAAGGGUGGUCUAAUCAUUUUUUCACUGUCUGUAUAUUCAGGACUUAAAGUAUUCCAGCUCAGUGCUGGAUCUCCAGCGUCGGAUGUUCAUUUAAAUAAAACACAAACUGGACAGAAGAAACACACAGUGGUAGCUGCUGCAAGAAAUUAAAAGAACCAGCUGCUUCUGCACGUUGUCAUCAACUUUCCUAAUAAUGCUCUUUUUUGUUUGCCAAAUGAUGCAAAUGUCUCCAUUAUAACCUUAAAAGCCAUUGUUACGCCGUUAUUAUUGGUUUAAAGAUGCCGUGUAGAAACUGAUGAGUUAUCACAGUAUCUGAGUCUUUGUUUUUCUGUCAUUCAUUUUUCUGUCCCUUUCUUUAAAUUUCUUGUUAUUUAUUCAUUUUGUUUGCUGCACGUUGUUAUGCAUGUUUUACAGCUAUAAUUUUUUGUUUUGUCUUUGUGGAUCAUAAAUGCAGAAAAAAAAGUUUUGUUGUCCAGAUAUUUUUAAGUUUAAGUUUAAAUAACUGAACAUAACUCACUGAUUUUUGUAUUUCAGGAAUAAAAACAAACAGAAGAGCAUAAUGUGCUUCUUUGGCUGAAGACGCCAAACCUGAUUCUAUAUAUUUAUAUUUGAUUAUAUCGAACGCCUGGAAGUUCUGCUGCAUAAAGAGUAAUA
Molecule: messenger RNA, 4832 nt
Organism: Centropristis striata (black sea bass)
Lineage: Eukaryota; Metazoa; Chordata; Actinopteri; Perciformes; Serranidae
Gene: g2e3
Product: G2/M-phase specific E3 ubiquitin protein ligase
Cellular component (GO): nucleus
Molecular function (GO): ubiquitin-protein transferase activity
Source: RefSeq, a predicted model, not a curated record